UGGAUAGUGUGUUGAAGUGCUAAAACUAAAAAAAAAAAGUAAUAAAACUGCGUGUGGAAAAUGCUGGCAGAGCAGCGUUUUCAGUGAAUAUAACGUGCGUUAAAAUUGAAUAAUAGUAGUUAACGUGCUGUGUGUUAAUGCGUAUAUUAAGUAAAAGUGAGAAUAAAAGCAACAAACAAACAUGUUAUAAUCGGCCUACGUAAAGUAGACAAACGUUGUUCUACUUUAUCCACAUAACGCGCACACAAACACACAUACACUCACACACACACACACACAACCACACUCAGACUCACACACACACACGCGCGCCUUAGUAGCGCUGCCGCUGAGUGUCAACAGCUGCCGCUACCGCCUCCUCGCUCUGCCUUUGUGGUGGUGGUGGUGGUGGUCCCACAGUCAAAAUGUCGGACAUUAAUGACGAUCUGCUCAACUAUGAGUUAGGUCUGGGCGAUGACAUCGAUGACCAGGCGCUGCUAGGCGCCGAUGAGGAUGAGCUACUGCUCUCCGAUGAGGAGCUGGAAAAAGAUGUGACCAGUGAGGAGAAACAGCAGAUGCGCGCCGAGGCCGAGGAAUGGGCCCAGGAACAACUGCGCAAGCACAAGGAACAGCAGGCGGCGGCAACAGCAGCAGCAGCAGARGCUGCAGCAGCAACAAAAACACAGCAGCAGCAACAGCAACAAUCCGCCGCAGUUGCUACUGCUGCUGCUGCUGCUGAAGCGCAGUCACCUGCAGCGAGCAAAGAGAGACGAGCUAGUCGGGAUAUACCCAGUGCCACAAUUGUGGCAGCGGCAGAGACAACGACAGCGCCGAUUGCAUCUGAGACAGCGCAGCAGGUCACAGAGUUCGCUGCGGCUACAUCGACAACAGUUGCUGGCGGCGAGCAACAGCCAAACGAAGAGCUGGGGGAGCAACGGGCGAGCCCAACAACAGGCAGCAGUAGUCCAGCUGUGAACAAUGGCAGCUCAAGGGCAGUCAACGAGGAGCACAGAGGAGGAGAGGAGCUGACAGAGCCCGACAAGGAGCCAGAGCCAGAGCCAGAGCCAGAACCUGAACGUUGCGAUGCCGAGACAUCAGAUAGAGACGGCCUAUCGUCGCUGUUGGCCACCUCGCAGGAGAGUCUGCCAAGCACCAGCUCUGCCUCAGAGCUGCCCGAUCCACGCGAGGAUGACGAGGAGCGUGAGGAGCGCACCAAUUUUAAAACUGCCAGCGAACGUUCCGAUAACCAGAAGCAACAUUUGCAACAGCAGCAGCAACACUCGCAGCAGCAACAACUGCAGAGGCGACAUCAUGCGGACAAACUACGCAUGGGUGGCUCUGGGGGACCACGAUUUAUGGCGGGCAACAACAACCAGAACAGCAACAGUAAGCGCGGAAUGGGCGCUCGGCAUCAUCUGUUGCGCAAUCCCGGCCCGCACAUGUUCAAUCCACAACGGAUGCUGGGCAUGUCGAUGCCACGGUUUCUGAUUCCCGGCCAAUAUGCACCACAAGCACCACCGUCAACACCCACACAACAGCAACAACAACAGCAACAGCAACAACAACAGUCGCCAUACACCACAAACAAUACAGGCCCCGUUCCAUCCGGCGGUCCCGGUCCCGGUCCCGGUCCCGGUCCCACUCCAUCCCCGCAUCUACACAAUCCGCACUUGCUGCAGCAGCAACAUAACAACAAUAACAACAACAACAACAGCAGCAGCAACAAUGCCAGCAACAACAACAGUGGGGGCGGACCCAACGGAUUGCCGCCGCCGCACCUAUUGCCGCAUCCGCAUUCGCAUUCACACUCGCAUCCGCACGACCAGGUGCGAGUGGGUCUGCUGCAGCCCCCGUUGCCAUUGCCACUGCCCUAUGGCGGUGCCGCCUAUCGCAAUGGCGCGUUGCUAGGCCAGGGCCCACAUCCGCCCCCAGUUGCACCACACUCGCCCGGGAUGCGGCCACCGCCGCCCUAUCGCAAUGCGCCGCCUGGCUAUGGCCCACAUGGACCUGGUCCCGGGCCCGGAGGCCCUGUGCCCGGCUACGAUCCGCAUAUGGGGGGCCAGUACAUUCGACCGCACAACGGCUGGCGGCCCCAGAGCGAUGCGCCUGGCUCGCGCAUGCCACGCCCACCGCUGCAGGCGUUGCCCCAGCACUUGCUAGCGGGCGGACCCGGCUACAUGAACGGCAUGAAUAUGCGUGCGCCGCAUCCGCACAUGCAACAGCAGCAGCAGCCGAAUCCCGGCCCGCCAGGGGCCGCAACGCAGCCUCAACAACCGCAGGCAGUGGCGCCAGGUGCCGCGCCACCAAUUGGUCCCGGUCCUCACCAGCAGCAGCAACAACCGCAGCAACAGCAGCAACCAGUGGUGCAGCCGUCGGCGGUGCCGCUCGGCGUUGUCAGCAAGGUGCUGAUCAAUCCGAACUUCAAGGGCGGCGUCAAGGCGGCCACCAACAAGUUCAUCAAGGAGACGCACUUUGUGCCGGCCAUCAACAGCGAGGCGGAGCUGCUGCGACAGCAGGAGGAGUUCAUAUUCAAGAAUCAGCAGUACUUUGAGAAGCGACGCAUGGAACGCUCACCCCCGCCGCCCAGCGCCAACUCGGCGACGGCGUCGGGUGCCCAAAGCGAGCGACGGCGGAGUCGGACACGCAGUCGAUCGCGUGGACGCAGUUACUCGCCAUUGAAACGCACGGAGCGGGAGCGGGAAAGAGAUCGCGACAGGGACCGGGAAAGAGAGCGAGAGCGAGAGAGGGAACGGGAGCGGGAGCGAGAGCGCGACAGAGAACGAGAUCGUGAUCGUUAUGGAGGCGGUGGUGGAGGAGGCGGAGGAGGAGGAGCUCGUCCAGYUGCGAGCAGCGGUGGUGACAAUCGAGGCUACCGACGCGCUGUCAACAGCAGAGAACGCGAUGAGAAUCGCAGUGGAGUCGGCGCCGCACCGCCCAAACGGCGACGCAGUGGCUCGCCAAACGGGCCGCGGAAUCCCUUCUCAGGCGAGCCGCGCAAUCGGGCAGCGGAGGGCGCUGCCAGUGGCAGUCGCAACCUGCCCAGCGACGAGGACGAGGAGACGCGCGCCUAUCGCCUGAAGAUCGAGAAGCAGAAGCAGCUGCGCGAGAAAAUCAUGCGCGACAAGGAGCUGAAGCGGCGACGCGCAGCCGAGGAGAAGCAGCACGAGGAGAAGCGCGUCGAGCAGCACAGUCCGGCGACACGGGACGAUCUGGAGUCUGGCAGCGGGCAGGCGGGGAGCACAGCGCCUGGCAGCGCACAGAAGCAGCGGCAGGGCAAUGAGCGCAAAGUCAUUUCGCUGAAGCGACGCGAGGACGCCGAGGCGGGCAAUGGACGCAGCAGCCGGCAGCAGCAGCAGCAUGCGCCAGGUGUGCGCAAGCAGCUGACGGCUGCAAAGAUUGCGCCGGAGGCGAAGCGCAGCAUAACCGAGCACUUGGCGCCGUCGAGCAAGCAGCUGUCAGGUGGCGGGCGAGCCGCUGGCGGCACACCGCCCACGAGCAGCAGCAGCAGCGGCAUCAUUAGCACCACCAGCAAGGGGCGGGAUGUGGCGCCAGCUGGUGGCAUGCUGCGGCUGGGCACGCCCAGCGACGAUGAGGUGGACCUCGACUAUGACGACGAUGAUCUGAUGUUGGAUGAGGAGGAUCGUCUGCUGGCCACACCAUCUCCACCGCCGCCGUCGUCGUCGUCGUCGUCGCGUCCCAACAUCAAGCGUUCGGCCACGCCGGAGCUGCUUGUGGUCAAACGCAAUCCGAAGCUUGCGCGCAGCGGUGCUGCCAGCUUCAGUGGCGGGCAGCGGCGCGUGGUGCUCAAGCCAUCCAGCAGCAGCAAUGGUGGCUCGGAGCAGCAGUCCACGUCGCAUGGCGGCGGCAGCAACAGCAGCAACAACAACAACAACAGGCAACGGGAGCGACGUCAGCGCGAGGAGCAGCAAAUGCAGCGUAAGGGCAACAGCAGCGCUGGACAAACUGGAGCUAACAGCGGCAUCUUUGAGCGUUUGGAAAAGCGUCAGGCGGCAUCAUCAACAUCGUCUGGUGGAGGAGGAGGAGGAGGAGGAGGCGGAGCAGGAGCAGGAAGUAACAGUGGAGGCGGCAACAGCAGCAACAAGCAGCGCACC
Drosophila arizonae is the source of this 4091-nucleotide messenger RNA. RefSeq lists its product as uncharacterized. Gene Ontology annotation, molecular function: RNA binding. NCBI's taxonomy places the organism in Eukaryota, Metazoa, Arthropoda, Insecta, Diptera, Drosophilidae. The record is from RefSeq and is a predicted model, not a curated record.